Parascedosporium putredinis is the source of this 1545-nucleotide messenger RNA. The record is from the annotation of a GenBank genome assembly. NCBI's taxonomy places the organism in Eukaryota, Fungi, Ascomycota, Sordariomycetes, Microascales, Microascaceae.
AUGAGCGAGCACAAGCAGUCCAUCGCGCUGGAGAGCGGUGCCAAGGAGGCGGACACGGUGAAGAGGGUGAGAACCCUCGGCACCGUCCAGCUUCGCCACCAUGAAACCAACGAGGUCAUCCUCAUCCCCACGCCCUCCAACGAUCCCAAUGACCCGUUGAACUGGUCCCAGGCGUAUAAGUACUACAUGGUGAUUGUCAUCUGCUUAGCCAUGAUGAUGUCCAACUUCCUCGCCGCAGGCCCAACCAUCGCCAUUGUAUCAACCUCCAUCAGCUUCUUCCCCACCCUCCCCGUCCCCGCCGCCAUCAGCAAAGUCGCCUACUUCUUCACCUGCACCGCCCUGCUCCAGGGAACCAGCAACUUCUUCUGGGUACCCCUCACCAACAAGUUUGGCCGACGCCCCGUCUACAUCACCAGCUACCUCCUCUACUUUGCCUGCUGCGUCUGGCUCAUCUUCGAGAAGCGCUACGGUGCCUUUUUGGCCGGCCGUAUUCUUCUGGGCAUCGGAGCCGGUGCCGCCGAGACUAUUGCUCCCCUGUCCAUCGCUGAUGUGUUUUUCUUGCACGAGCGUGGCUUUGUCAUGGCCCUCUACACCUGCUUCCUCUCCAUCGGUGUUGCUGGCGGCAUGAUCAUUGACGGCUUCAUCGUCCUCCACCACGACUGGCGCGUCAUCUACCAAGUCGCCGCCGGCCUCAUCGGCUUCGUCCUCCUCCUCGCCAUCUUCUCCUUCCCGGAAACAGCCUACAUCCGCCCCAUCCCCGCCGCCGCCGCCGAGGAAGCCGACACCGCCACCACCGACAGCCUCUCCAAGGGCGCCGCCCCUUCGCACGUCGAGGACGACGCCCCCGCCUCCGUGCCCGCCAAGGAGACGUACCUGCAGAGCCUCAAAAUCUACCACCGCUCCGUCACCAUUGGUUUCCUCGUCGCCGUCACCUCCAACGUCGCUCCCGCGUUCCAGGCCGCCUACGGCUUCGAGCCCUGGCAGGUCGGCUUGUGCUUCGUCGCCGCCAUCGUGGGCUCGCUCGUGGGUAUUCCCGCCGGUGGCCAGUUUGCCGAUGUCUGCGCCGACUUCUUCACGCGUCGCAACGGCGGUGUUCGCGUCCCCGAGAUGCGUCUGCCCACCAUGACCCUCUGCCUCAUCGCUACCCCGCUUGCCCUCGUCUUGUACGGCGUGGGUAUCGAGAAGCAGCUGCACUGGAUUUGCCCUACCAUUGGUCUCGGCUUGCUCAACUUCUCGAUUACCCAGGGCACCAACGUGUGUCUCGUCUACGUAAUCGACGCGUAUAGGCCUGUAGCGGGCGAAAUCACCCUGUCCGUCAUGGGCUUCAAAUCCAUGUUUGGUUUCCUUCUCUCCUUCUACACCAACCCCUGGGUUGAGCAGUCCGGAUACAUCAACGCCUACGGCGCCAUGGGCGGAAUCGCCGCCUUUGUGCUCCUCUUGUGGAUUCCUCUGUACAUCUGGGGCAAGGCCCUCCGCCACGCUUCCUGGCACUGGCCCGUCCUCAGCGCCAUUCACUGGAACGAGGACAGGGAGGUUGGAGAGUAA